This is a messenger RNA of Python bivittatus (Burmese python), 3846 nucleotides long. RefSeq names its product cyclin dependent kinase 4 (gene CDK4). The record is from RefSeq and is a predicted model, not a curated record. Gene Ontology annotation, molecular function: cyclin binding; ATP binding; cyclin-dependent protein serine/threonine kinase activity. Lineage: Eukaryota; Metazoa; Chordata; Lepidosauria; Squamata; Pythonidae. Gene Ontology annotation, biological process: regulation of G2/M transition of mitotic cell cycle; protein phosphorylation; regulation of gene expression. Gene Ontology annotation, cellular component: cytoplasm; nucleus; cyclin-dependent protein kinase holoenzyme complex.
UCUGAUUUCGCCGGGUCUUCCAGCCCCGCCCACCAGCCUGCUACCUAGAGCGCCGCGGAGCUGUAGCAGCCCCGUCGCGGCUCCUUUACUGGGGCUGCGAAAGGAGAGGCGGUUGAGGAAACGGCUGCGAUGUUGGGAGCGUAGCCGUCGGCUUUGUUCGGGAGUCUGAAUGUGCGGGGCCUAGCCGCCUCGUUUGCUGCAGCGGCUUUACUGUGGGUGUGGAAAAAAGUUUUAGCGCUGUUUGGGGGCACGUGGAGAUUGUUUGCGGUAGGAGCAACACGCCAUCUGUGGCCCAGAGCAGUGGCCAUGUACAGCUUGGGCAAAGCCGUGGUCGAUACCGGCUAGCAAGUUGGCUGUUUGAAAGACAAGAACUUCAGCGACUCCAGCAAGGGACGGCCAGGAUGGCCAUGGGCGUGCAGGAACAGUAUGAGCCCGUGGCUGAAAUUGGUAUUGGAGCUUAUGGCACUGUCUUCAAGGCCCGGGACCUGCAGAGUGGCAAAUUUGUGGCUCUCAAGAACGUACGAGUGCAGAACAGUGAGAAUGGACUCCCGCUGUCAACGGUCCGAGAGGUGGCCCUGCUGAAACGUUUGGAGCACUUCGACCACCCCAACGUCGUGCGGCUAAUGGAUGUUUGCACAACAACUCGGACUGAACGAGAGACCAAAGUGACUCUGGUCUUUGAGCAUGUAGAUCAGGAUCUGAAAGCAUAUUUGGAAAAAACACCGCCUCCUGGCUUACCCCCAGAAGUAAUAAAGGACAUGAUGCGUCAGUUCUUGAGUGGCUUGGAUUUCUUGCAUUCAAAUUGCAUUGUUCACCGUGACCUUAAGCCAGAGAACAUCCUGGUGACCAGCUCUGGUCAAGUCAAGCUGGCUGACUUUGGACUGGCUCGUAUCUAUAGCUGCCAGAUGGCCCUGACACCAUUGGUGGUCACCCUCUGGUAUCGUGCUCCAGAAGUGCUACUCCAGUCAACCUAUGCUACUCCGGUGGACUUAUGGAGCGUUGGAUGUAUCUUUGCAGAGAUGUUCCGAAGGAAACCUCUCUUCUGUGGCAACUCUGAAGCUGACCAACUGGGCAAGAUCUUUGACCUGAUUGGUCUCCCUUCAGAGGAGGAUUGGCCAUUGGAUGUGUCUUUACCACGCUGCGCCUUUGCUGCUCGCUCCCCACAGCCUGUGGAGAAGUUUGUGCCAGAAAUUGAACUUCUGGGGGCUCAGCUGCUUUUGGAAAUGCUGACAUUCAAUCCGCUGAAGCGUAUCUCUGCCUUCAAAGCAUUGCAUCAUCAAUACUUUCAGGAUAAGAAUGCAGGGGAAGGGUAGCAUCCCAGCAGGUCCCUAGCAUGGGGGAAGAGACUGUACAAAAGACUUUGUGAAUGUGUGUAUAAGGAUAAUGUGCACCCCACCAAGUGGCUACACUCAGACUAGUCCCCAAGCUGUCCUGGCUGUGCUAGGAUUGAAGGGGGGGGGGGAGGACGAAGCUUUUGACAACAUGCGUGAAAACAGAAAAGAUCGUGUUGCAGGACCUGCACCACUGAAAUCCUUUCCCACCCUGAAAAUGUUAGGACUCUAGUGGCAUCUCUCUGCCACCAUGCAUACACAUUCUGUGUUCCUGGGUUGAUCUCCAGUGGCAUUCUUGAAGGUCAGUUUGUGUUUGGGACAGCCUGGUUGGAGGCAUCUCGAUCAUCUAUGGGUUCUUUGCCAAAGGUCUCUUUUUGAUAACCCCUUUUUCCCUAAUAAUUUUUUUAUAACAGUUUACACACAAUAAUGUUGCUGCCUUAUCACAUUCCUGUGGCUAACAGUUUGACACUAAAGCCUUGCCUUAGCAUGUUACAAAGCUCCACAAAAAUGGGAGCAGAAGAAUAUUUUUGUAAAGUCUUCACAAUUCUUUUUUAAUUGCCAAGACACUGGUCAGAACAGACCUACGCUGUUGGCUAUCUCAGCAUGGGAGACAUGCUCAGAUGGGGGUUUUCUCCAUCUGUUUGAUUUCAAAUAUUAAUGUGAAACAUUUUUAAAGGCUUCUAAAAAUGAUAACAUUUCAAUAAAGGAUGUGGGCAAGGUCCAGGCAAGUAUAGCUUGGUCUUUCCCUUUUCUUGUCACUUGAAAUUGUCUCGCGUUGUGAUUAGUUUGGUGAAUGGUUAUCUGGGUUUGGUUGCUCAAGUGUUGAUUCAUCUACACCCAAAGGGGCUUUCAGGAACAGAAACUCAUAUUGAACCUUUUGCUUUUCAAAUUGGAAAUCUGAUGCUUCACAUUGUGUAUUCCAUGAUGUGUACUGAUGAGAUCCUGUAAAUACAUGUUUUUCAGAAUCUUCCAAAGGUAAAAGAUUUAUUGUUAAGUCCUGCCCCUUGCCUGAUCUGUUAAUGGGGUUCCUGCCAAUCUCUGAAGUAGCAUCUCUAGAACAUUCUUGAACUUUGCUUAUCCUUUUUCCUUUCCUUUUCGUGUUUAUUUUCACAUAUCCAUUUUACUUUCUGCUAGAUAUUUCUUUUUUUCUUUUUCUUUUCCCUACCUCCCUUUGUUCUUGAGGGCUGCUUUGCCCUUUACUAAGGGUCUUAUGGACCCGAAGGUGCCAUUUAGAAAGUGCUUUAGAUGUGGAGAAGCUUUUGUCAACAUACAUAUUUGCCUGAUCUGCCUUGGAAGAGGGUAAAAAGCUAACUCUUGCUCCUGUUGCCCAGGAUAGAACAGGGAAGGUGGCCGAGUGUCCUGCAUUUGAACCAUUAGGUCAGGCAAGGAGGAAAAAGACACGUCAAGAGAAAACAUUGUCUUCCCUGGUCCCUCCUUUACUGGUUGCUGAGAGCCAGGAGAUGCAGCAGAUCCCCCAUGAAGGCCUUGUGGCUUUGGACCAUCUAAUAGGAUUCCUUGCAAGGAACAAGUUGCCAGGCUCCCAUUCACAUCUUCCUGAGGCAGGCGACAGCUGCAGAAAUAUUACAAGCAGAUGCCUAAAGUAUUGCACACUGACAGAUUAAUGUAGCUGACUUGGAUGCAGAGAGAGAUAAGCCCUUUGCAAGCACACAUGACUCUGUUCCUUGGUCUUCCCCUGGGAUAUUGAGCUAGGAUCGAGGUGGCCUUAUUGGAGGGGAUGACCAGGCAAUAACCUGCAUAGAAUCCAGAAACACGGGCGGCAGAAUCACUCUUAAUACAACACAGUGCUGACCCUGGCACUCCCAUCCUAGUAUCAAAUGCAAGCGGGGAUGACAGACGUCCAUGGUCACUGUUGGAAGGCUCCACAUACCUGCAGCUAGAGCAAGUAACCCCAUUUUGGUAGUUUGGUCCCAGCUUCAAAAACCUUUGCACAGGAUAUGGUGUCAGCAGCCCAGUCAAUAGUUUUGAUUAACAAACACACAACCCCUGUGCCCUCUGGGAAUAAGCUUGCUUGAUUCUUUGGGCAGUGGAUAGCUCCAAGGGACUGGUGGUCUUACACAUCAUGAAAAUGACUGCUUCAAGAUUUUUAUGCCACUCCAUUUGAUCUCUUCCCUAUUGUGAAAUCAUCCUUUUGUUUUGGGAAAUUCACUCACUAAAGUGCAAGGUAGGCAUAGAGGUAGCCUCCAGGAAGCAUACAAAGAUCAGUUUUUAUUUGAGAUGCUUUAUUUUCCUGAAGUGGGGUGGUAGACUUCACCCUAUCAUCAUCCGGAGUGCUAAGGACAGGCACCUCUAUAAUGCCUGAUUUUUUUUUAUGGCCACCCUGACUUACAUUCCCAUUCUCUGGUACGUUCAGUCAAGAGAAAGACCACCUACGUAUCUUUUGAAUUCCAGAAUCUGAUACGACCUUUAGGAGGCCCAAAAUCAAUAGAAUUAUUUAGGAGAAUUUGGCAUACAUGAGUCCAUGGUGGAGUGCACCUUUUUCUUAAAAAAAAAAAAA